Messenger RNA from Musa acuminata subsp. malaccensis (wild Malaysian banana), 1461 nucleotides. Its product is annotated as B2 protein. Gene Ontology annotation, biological process: response to endoplasmic reticulum stress. NCBI's taxonomy places the organism in Eukaryota, Viridiplantae, Streptophyta, Magnoliopsida, Zingiberales, Musaceae. The record is from RefSeq and is a predicted model, not a curated record.
UCACACGCUUUCCCUCUCCCCCACUUCCACGAAGCUUCCUCCGCUCCCUUCCCCUCCUCCUCCUCCUCUAACCUUUGUCUUCUCUCUCGCACGCCCAUAUUAAUGCACCUCGCGCUCGUCUUCCCGACGACCGUCGCGUCCAACGCACAAACACAUGGAGGGCCACGGCAUCGGCAGCAGCAGCAGCAGGGACAACACCUCGUUCUGGCAGUUCAGCGACCAGCUCCGGCUGCACACCUCCACCUUCUCCAACCUCUCACUCGGCGACAGCAUAUGGAGCGACUCCUUCGACGUCCGGCGCACCGACGAGCGCCGCAACCUCGACAGCUCAGCCCCCCUUUCGGCCGACUUCAACCCCAACCCCUGGAAGAUGACAUACACUAAUCACAAGCUCGCCUUCGGUACCUACAACAACAACAACUACAACAGCCAACUCAACCGCUACAACGCCGUCGACGACAACGGCAAGCACACUAACGACGGCGUCGCCAAGAACGGGAAUUACUUCACCGGCAACAACAUCGAUUACAAAUACGGCGGCGGGGAGACCAAGAACUACUUCAACAAAGCUAUCGGCAAGCCGGCCAAUUUUGGCCCCGGCGGUAGCAAGAAGAGCAACAUCAACGUUAGCAACGAUGGCAACCUGGGGAAGAAGAAGAAGAACACCAACAACAGCAACAACAAUCACAACAACAGCAACAACAACAACGACAGAGGUGGGGCCGUGGACAAGAGAUUCAAGACGCUGCCGCCGGGGGAAGCGCUGCCGAGGAACGAGGCCAUCGGUGGUUAUAUCUUCGUCUGCAACAACGAAACCAUGCCGGAGAAUCUCACCAGGCAGCUCUUUGGUCUGCCAUCGAGAUACAGGGAUUCGGUCCGAGCAAUCAAACCGGGGUUGCCGCUUUUCCUCUACAACUACUCAACCCAUCAGCUCUACGGGAUCUUUGAGGCGGCGAGUUUUGGAGGAACCAACAUCGAUCCCACAGCUUGGGAGGACAAGAAAUGCCCCGGCGAGUCCCGUUUCCCCGCUCAGGUGAGAGUGGUGACGAGGAGGAUCUAUGACCCCCUGGAGGAGGACGCUUUCAGGCCCAUACUCCACCACUACGAUGGCCCCAAGUUCCGAUUGGAAUUGAACGUGGAGGAGGCACUGAAGCUCCUUGAUAUCUUUGCCGAGAACGACAACGCUUGAGGAAGGUGUGAUGAGAAGACGACCGAUAUAUGUCUUCCAUUAGCAGUCCAAAAUAAGGUGUCCGUCCGGGUGAUGUUCUCGAGAGAAUACCGUGUGUGUUACGAUAAUAAACUCGGGUUUUAUACUUGUGUGCGGUGCUCCGGUAUGUAUAGCAGGAGCCACCGAUCCUUCUUUCAGACAGAUCGAUAGAUAGAUAGAUAGAUAGAUAGACUGAUAGUGCAUGCAGAUCAUCACUCGUUAGAUGUUGAGAAUAAUAAAUGGCUUGUCACGCA